AGCCGUUCAGGCCCCAUUCCUCUCCCUGGCCCCAGGGGCCGGCGGGCUGCCAUGGCCUCCUCCCAGGGGUCCCAGGGGUCCGUCGCGGACCCAGUCGUGUGGGUCACGGGCUCGUCGCAGGAGGACCAAGACUUCGACCGACAGGCCGUGCGCGCCUCGUGGACCAGGGAGCCAAUCUGCACCUCGAUCAUCAUAGUUUUCUGGCAGAGGUACCUCUGCGAGCUGGCUGCGGCGACUCAGGGCGAGUGCGCGCCGUCGCUCUCUGGCCUCGACCUUAUCCUGCAGUGGAUGCCGCUCAAGGCCGACAGGGGGCUGCCCGGUGACCUGCUGGGCGUGCUCAGGAGCAGGGGCUGGGCCUGCGUGUCCCAGGUGCCCCGCGUCUUCCGGCCGGCCCUCAUCCUGCAGCAGGCGCCCGCGCCUGCGGCCUGCAGGGCGCUGCUGGCCGCGGCCUCGCCCCAGCCGGCGGGGCCGGCGGCGCUUACGACGCCGGGCAGCGGCCCCAGCUGCUGCAGCGACUUCGCCACCGGCUGCGGCGGCUGCGGCGGCGAGGGUGGGCUCCGCACUGGCUGCGGCGGCGGCUGAGCACGCUUCAGAGGAGGACAAGGAACCGAUCAAGUUGUGACAAAGGAGGACAAGGAGUAAUUCUCAGGCUUCAAGUUGUGAGCAAAAUCGCGACGUCGGAGUCACAGGAAGGAACCGAUACUGCCACCCUUCCCCGUCGUUCUGGCCUUCUUGGGCAUCCUGGGAGGCCCUCGUCGCCAGGGCUGGAUUCUCUUCGAAAUCCUGGUCAGGGCGCACCCCGUGAGAGGCCCGGGGAGCAGGGGCAUCGGCACCCGGUGUGUCCCCCUAGUGUGGCUCGGCGGCGGAGGCCCAGGUCUCCAGCGAGGUGCUUUUGCAGUCUGGGCGCCUGUCCUCGAUCUCAGCCUCCAGGGCCAGUUCUCGGGCCCCUGGGCCAUCAAACACUGGCUCCGGGGCGAGAGGCUGGGGAAGCCGGCUGGACCUCCUUGGGGCCGCGGUUUGAAAAAAGCAUGGCGGCGGGUGUCUGGGAGAGCGGACAGCCCAGGGGCGGGCAUUGCACGUGUUCGCCAGGGAGCCUCGUCGAAGGCACGGGCGAUGGGAGCCCCUGGAUACAUCCAGUGCUGCCUCUGGGGGUGUCCGCCCCAGUUGCGGCCGUCGAGCGUGUGGCUGGAGCGAGGGAGGGCAGAGCCUGAAAAUUGCACGUCCGGGUGCGGAAUGCGCCUGCGGUGCGGAAUUCGACUGCGGCGAGUAGGGUCCUGGUAUCUAUGUGCGUAUCCGUGUCCCGUCCUCCACCUGUGGCCCGUCGCGCCCCCCUCUCUCGUCUUCCCCUCUCCAGCGUCCAUCUCCGUGCAUGCAGCCAUGGCGAGGCGGUGGAUCGCUCCAGUAGUAGCAUCUCGCCGAGCACUGACAGCACCAUGGCGUGUUUGAGGAGAGGCGUAAGACCCCUCGUCUUUCCGUCGCUCAUGCUAGCGCCGUGCUCGGUGUGAAGUUGCUUCGGCCUCGUAGCAGGCGGCCGUAGGUUCGGGCUGCCAUCCGGCACGCCAUGGUGCCGAGCGCCAGUUGGCGAGGCCGCGCCGCACCGCCGGGCAGGGCGGGCGCGCUUCAACGGACAAUGACGUGUCAAUGUGACCCAGACGUGGUUCGGCCUCCUCCGCCUCCGCUUCCUCCUCCUCCUCCUCCUCCUCCU
Prorocentrum cordatum is the source of this 1705-nucleotide messenger RNA. The record is from the annotation of a GenBank genome assembly. Lineage: Eukaryota; Dinophyceae; Prorocentrales; Prorocentraceae.